This is a messenger RNA of Lodderomyces beijingensis, 1458 nucleotides long. NCBI's taxonomy places the organism in Eukaryota, Fungi, Ascomycota, Pichiomycetes, Serinales, Debaryomycetaceae. The record is from the annotation of a GenBank genome assembly.
AUGACAAGCACAGCCACAGCCACGCCCAGCGUGCCCGAGGCCAAGGAAGCGUUGUCGAAUAAGAAGUUGAAGGAGUUGAAGAAGAGGGAAAAGGCCGCCAAGAGAGCAGCUCAAAAAGAAGCGAGCGGAAUCACAGCUGAGCAGCAACAACGUCUGGCGGAAUUGAAGAUGGAAAAGAAGAAGCAGAAACCAAACUCUGCAGCAACGGCGUCAAACCUAAAGAAGCAAUUGAACCAGACGUUGAUCAAAGAUGACCGGAAAGUCCCUCAUUUGUUUGGUCACUUGGAGACUCGCGAGCAAAGAAACGCAUCCUCGUCAACCAUCCCCCACAUUGUUCAUCCUGCCAUUCUCUCGCUCACUUUGAAAUACUCCAGCUUUGUAAUUGUUGGCUCGGCGGCGAGAUUGCGUAUGAUGUUGGAGGCGUUUAAAGAGGUGAUUCAGGACUACAAAACGCCAGAAAAUACGACUUUGGCACGUCAUUUAACAGGGCAUUUGUCUCACCAGAUUGAAUACCUCAAGUCUGGUCGUCCGUUGUCGGUGUCCAUGGGGAACGCAAUCAGAUGGCUCAAGCAGGAAAUAUCGCACAUUUCGAUCGACGUAAAUGACAAAAUGGCAAAGGAAAUCUUGCGUGAGAGCAUCGACAAUUUCAUCCAGGAAAAGAUAACCCUCUCCGACCAGUUAAUCGUUGAGAAUGCUUCAAAGCACAUUGUUUCGGGCUCCACCGUGCUCACGUAUGGACACUCGCACGUCUUGGAGGAACUAUUUGAAUACUGUGUACUUGAGCAAGGGAAAAAGUUUAACCUAAUCAUCGUUGAUAGCCGACCGCUCUUUGAAGGUAAAAAGUUGUUCAAAAACUUGACCAGCAAAGUCGGCCGCCGCAAAGUCGGUGGAAGUGAUGUGCAGAUCUCCAUAACGCAAAGCCAUAUCAGUGUCCACUAUGCGCUCUUGAACUCGUUGUCGUCGACGUUGUUGCAAGAUGUCGACUGCGUGUUUUUGGGAGCCCACGCCAUGCUUUCCAACGGGCGGCUUUUUGCUCGCGUGGGCACGGCCUUGAUUGCGAUGAUGUGCCAUACCAGAAAUAUCCCAGUUUUGACGUGUUGCGAGUCCAUUAAAUUCUCAGAUAAAGUGCAAUUGGACUCGGUGACCACGAAUGAGCUAGCAGACCCAGAGGACUUGAUCAAAAACACAAACAUCAUGCAAGCCCCAAGCAAAAAGUUUUCCGCGCUAGAACAGUUUCUUAGCCAAACUGUGGACACCCAGAAAGACAAGAAAGGUAAGGAAGUGCCCGGUGACAACGAGGAGCCCUUAAGUGAUUGGAAAACUGCGCCCGCUUUGAAUAUCUUGAACAUCAUGUACGACUUGACUCCUCCGGAAUAUAUCAAUAAAGUCGUUACGGAGGUUGGGUCAUUGCCACCUUCCUCGGUACCGGUAAUCUUGAGAGAGUAUAAAAAUACAUAG